CAGCGGGCGGGCGGUAUCAUGGUAAAAAUGUUCCCUAGUUGAUGUGCGCCUGAUUUUUUUUCUUCAUCACAGCGAACAACAAUUAAACCAUGUGACAUGAGAAUGAUCUGCAGAUUCAUCGACGCAUCAAAGGAAAAGUAAUCAAACUACGUACAAAGUUCCACUUUUUCUGAUAUUAUUUUUGAAGACUUCUGCAGAUUGUAGCUCGCUGCUUGGUCCACUUCUACUGACGCGUGGUCAACCACACGAUUUCUCAUUGCGCACCACACCACCUGACGCGAUUUUUAAUAACUCAUAUUCACCACGACCUCCAUUUAGCUAUCGAAUCGUAUCGCAAAUUUUGUACUACACGCACCAAGCUGCAUUCAAAAUGACCGAAUCGCCUGCGACAUCGCCUCCUGCUCCCGCGGAACAACAGACCGAAGAGCAGAAGCGCGCGAUUGAGCAGUCGUUGCAGGAAAAGAAGGAUCUGAGUUACUACCACGCGCACAACCGGCCGCGGGAGGACUUGUCCCAAGCGAAAAAGUUGGAGGGGAAGAACCUGUGUAAUCCGGACGGCAUAUCCUGUGUAAGAACGUCACCACCCUCCCAGAGCUGUCAUGCAAAUGUGCAUGCCAAAAAAAUUUCUGUUGCGGAGCCCCAUGAGAAGCAUUUGCUAGUCGUGUUUUGGAAUUUGUGAUGCUAUAAUCAGCAACAUAUGGUAGAUCUGUGAUGCUGCUGAACUACCUAAACAGCAUUACAAUACGAAGACAAAUUUGUCAUGCGAAACAACCAAAGCUAGCCGAUUUGUCUAGCGGUUUCCCCAUCUUGACUCUGGUGUGGGGACGUUUUUCCUCAGGAUACGGCAACCCGGAAAAAUUGGAUGAGAAGGACGAGCGGUAUUUUCCGAGACUAGCCGCCGCGAGGGACGAGAGCGAGCCGGUAAGAAGGAUAAAAAAAGUGGAAAAAUACAUGUUUGAAGACGGGAAUAAGAACGUGAAACUCCACGUAGACUUCGAGGAUCCGGAGAUCCUGAAGCAGGGGACUGUGACGGUACAAGACUUUUAUAAAUGAAGUCGAGCUCUUUGUGUAUUUGUAGUUUCUCUUCCACUCGCUAUAUCGAUUCGGGAUAUCUAUGCUUUCCGUUGCUCUAUGUCUAGGUGGUGCCAUCGUGUAUCAUCUGCCACGGUGUGACAGCCUUCCAUAGUGUCCGCACGGAAGACCAUGGUGAAUGACAUUAAUACUCUGCAUGCUGUCCGAGUUGAUCUUGAUAUUUACAGGCUAUGUGAAGGAUAAGGAACAACCCUAUGAAUUUUUUCUGCACAGCACUCAAAUAAAAAACCGACCUACUUCUAAAGGUAACCUACCAAGAAGACGGGCUUGGAAUGGAGCUCAACGUGCUGGUGGAAGCGCAGAACACGAUCUACCGCUUUCUCGUCCGGGAUCAGCCAUUCCACGCGAAGAUCCUUCCGGACAAAAACAGCUACAAAGUUUCCAGCGACAAGUGCAGACUGGUGUUCAAAUUAAUAAAGGAAAAUGACCAGGAACCGUGGCCACAGCUGUUGGAGAAAAAGAUGAAUAAGCACACUGGCUGGGGACAGUGAAGUAGAGGCAGGCUGCAAUUGUUUUUUGCCUUAGCUUCAUCGAUAUGCUGUGUCUGCAAUAACCAUGAUGUUUUGAUGUGCGGGUGCUCGUCCUGAAUAAAAUACUAAAACUGCAGCAAGAAGAACGCGGCCAAUUCCCGACGCUAUGAAGGCCGGACGACACGACCUCCUAAAGCCUGGAAGUCACUGAUGAAGAACUGUUGAAAGUAAACCAAAAUCUGUCACUUAAAGAUUUUGGUUCUUCAAAAAACAUCUCACGACGAAU
Amoebophrya sp. A120 is the source of this 1848-nucleotide messenger RNA. NCBI's taxonomy places the organism in Eukaryota, Dinophyceae, Syndiniales, Amoebophryaceae. The record is from the annotation of a GenBank genome assembly.